CCGCGCUCGGGUUGACUUCCCUACAUUUGUGUUUCCAAAGCCGACAGACGAAAUGCCUGACGCACCGAAAGUGAAAGUGGCAGUGGCCAAGAAGGGCGCCAAGAAAGCCGUGUCCAAACCUGCAGGCAAGGCGGGUAAGAAGCGCAGGAGGUCGAGGAAGGAGAGUUACGGCAUCUACAUCUACAAAGUGAUGAAGCAGGUUCACCCCGACACCGGCAUCUCCUCCAAGGCCAUGAGCAUCAUGAACUCGUUCGUCAACGAUAUUUUCGAGCGCAUCGCGGGUGAGGCUUCCCGCUUGGCUCAUUACAACAAGCGGUCGACCAUCAGCUCCCGGGAGAUCCAGACCGCCGUGCGCCUGCUGCUGCCCGGGGAGCUGGCCAAGCACGCCGUGUCGGAAGGGACAAAGGCGGUGACCAAGUAUACCAGUUCGAAGUAAACAUUCUAAAUCCUGAUUAAACCGAAACCCAAAGGCUCUUUUAAGAGCCACCCACAA
Molecule: messenger RNA, 493 nt
Organism: Leucoraja erinaceus (little skate)
Lineage: Eukaryota; Metazoa; Chordata; Chondrichthyes; Rajiformes; Rajidae
Product: late histone H2B.L4-like
Exons: 1
Coding region: 53-436 (127 amino acids)
Cellular component (GO): nucleosome
Molecular function (GO): DNA binding; structural constituent of chromatin; protein heterodimerization activity
Source: RefSeq, a predicted model, not a curated record